UCACCACCGUCAUCUGUUGUGGUAUAUUACGUUCAGCUAUCAUCGAUUUGGCACAGUCUUUGCCGACGAUGUAGCUUCUGUGUGGCCUGCUGCUUCACCGUAUCUGUGACUGGAUGCACUUUGGAUAUUAGUGAAACUUGACGAUUGGCGAAGAGUGACUUUUUACUGGAGUAAAUAAUCAAGAGGAGGAACAAGUGCUUGGAGUGAUGACACGUCUCUCUUAAGCUUACGCCUUCCCAGGAGAGACCUUAUAGAUCAGCCAGCUCCUUGAAUAAGAUUCUGCACCCGAUGGCUAAUUUUCGUUUAUGUAAAAAGUAGUCUUCAUGCCAAGGAUUACGAUCUGACUGCUGAGGCUAUUCCUUCUAAAAGGAAUGCUAGGAUAAUGAGAACAAGAAUUAUAUGCCUCAAAUGAGGACGGCAUGUACGCUCUACUGGUCGCCUUCCUUACCCUACGGCUGACAGGUGCUAUUUUGUUUGAGAGGGAUCUCUACGAGGCCUACAUCUACCAGCAUGCGCCGGCGAAGACACCCAUUACGCGGGUCAAGGCCAUGCACGAAGACAGCCGGAAUGAACCAAUCUCCUAUUACAUCGGGGUCGACCAAGAGGAUUUUUAUAUCGGCGAAUUCUCGGGUCAGCUGAAAUCGAAGCGAAUAAUGUCAAACUCUCUCAAUACAACAUAUCAAAUUCCAGUUAUAGGAACGCUAUCCGGUCAGGUUAACUUAACAUACGUUAGGAUACAGGUCACGCCUUAUAAUGACUAUCCACCAAGAUUCAAAAGAAAUUUUCAAAUUGUUACGAUAUUUCGGAAUACUCCGUACGGGUCUUAUAUCACACGUGCCCAGGCCACUGACCACGAUACACCGCAGUACAUGUUAUCUUUUGAGAUCGAAAAGUCACAACAUUCCAAAAGAUUUAUCAUUGAUGAGAAAUCUGGGAACAUUUCCCUCCUUGGUCCUCUACCCAAGAGGAAGCAAGCAAUAAAACUGACUGUGUUGGUACAUGAUCUGAUGUCACCACCAAAACAAGAUGAAACAACGGUGCUUAUUAGUAUAAAGGACAUUUCAGUCCCAGGCAUUCCUAUGCUUCACAACAACACCUUGACCUCAGCCUAUGUAUGUUGGUCCCGUCCCGGCUCCGGCAUGGUGUGGAGAUACGUCGUGGAGUUCUGGCGCUACGGUUACGAGGGAUACAAAUCUAACGUAACCGUAACCGACAGUGACGACAGUAUCACGUGCUAUAAUCUAACAGGCCUGAUUGCUUGGAAACAGUAUUACGUCAGAGUGAUUGGCAUGAGCCAAGCAGAGGCCAGUCCACCCAGCGGUGUACUAGCAUUUAAAACUAGCAUAAAAGGAUGUAUGUAUAGUCCCUGUCAAAAUGGAGCAUGUGAACUCACAGAAAAGCACCCAGGAUAUAUAUGUACGUGUCACCCAGGAUAUUAUGGGUUCAACUGUGAACAUUUCGACUUCUGUAGUAUAAGUCCUUGUAGACAUAACGCAACAUGUACGUUGUUGGGGACGUCUGAUUAUCAGUGUGAAUGUGCUUUCUCCUUCUUCGGGAGGAAUUGCUCGUAUCAGAACCCUUGUCUGCUUGAGCCCUGUGAGCACGGUACAUGUAGGAAUACUUCCAGUAAUGGCUUCGUUUGUAAGUGCAAGCCCGGUUAUUAUGGAGAAAAGUGUCAGUUUUUGAAUCCAUGCCACUUCCAUACCUGUGAGAAUGGUGCAACGUGCGUGAACACGUCAACGGAGAAUUAUACUUGCAAAUGUGCUCAUGGGUACUAUGGUUCGGUAUGCCAGCACGACCACCCCUGCAAGUAUCCACCCUGUCUGAACGGGACCUGUAGACCCUUGGAUGGGGACCGAUACAGAUGUGAUUGUAACUUAGGGUACUAUGGAGAACAUUGUGAAUACUUCGACCCAUGUGCGCUGGACCCGUGUCAGCAUGGCGGUACCUGUACGAACGUAGAAAUCAUUUCGAGGGAAGAAAGGCCUGCAAUGAAGACCAUCCACGAUAAACCCUUUGGGAAAAAUAGAACAAAAUGUACAGGUUCAAAGUGUAGGCGUCGAAAGAAAGGUGGCUAUAGGGUUCUCAACGGCGACCCCUACUACUGUAUAUGUGCCCCGGGGUAUGAAGGAAGUCGGUGCCAGACGCCAAAAGAAUGCAUAGCUCAUCGUACGGUAGAUAAGGCAGGGCUGAUCGACUGGCCAGCAAUGUCGCACUCCCAAACGGCCAGUGCGCUGUGUCCGUAUGGUCCAAAGCAGGGUAACCACGGCAAGGCUUACAGGCAUUGCAAGCUCGCCCCCGAUGGGGAAGCAGUUUGGGACGAACAACAGACGCAUGCUUGUCGGCAGAGUGGCAGCGCCAAGGCUGCAAACCUGGUCAAAGACAUGAGGAGUAUGUCGUCUGACCCGGCCAACCUCCUCCCAGAUGAUAUCCUGAAGAUCACCACUGGUAUUGAGAGAAUUCUACCAUUCACAUACAGCGACAAAGAGAUUGCGAAGUCCAUGGUGGACGUGAUCAGUAAUGUCCUUUUGGCCAAUACUUCAGUCAUACAAGAGAGUGAAAUCAAGUCGGAAGUUCCUUCAAGGUUGAUCAAGGUUGUCGACAAUUACCUCAAAAAUGUCAACUUAGACAAAGAACCAGACCUCACAGUGUCCUCGUCGAAUCUCAAACUCCGAGCAAUCGAUGUUGCACCCAAAGCCUUCAUCAAGUUAUUCAUAGAGUUCAAACCAGUUGGAGAUGACCCAGUUGAAAAGAUUCUCCUCCCAGCAGAGAUCCUCACCGCCGGUGGUGGCGACCCAAAUGACAAGCGACGUGUCCAGCUUGCAUCCUUUGCAAACAGCAAGCUUUACGUAGAGAAGAAGAAAAAGAACCUCGGAGAGUUCACCGACAUGUUUUUGGACAAGCAGAAGGUGUUCAUGGCGUCCGUCAAGGGGAAGAAAAUAUUCAAACUCAAGACUCCUGUCAAGUACAUACUCAGCACCCGAGGUGCGCCAAAUACAACUUGUGUCUACUGGGAUAAGUACGAGAAGCGUUGGUCAAGCAGCGGGAUAAAAGGAGAUAAUAUGACCAACCCUAACUACACAACGUGUUCUGCUAACCACAUGACGAGCUUUGCUGUGCUGCUGGAUCCCAGCCCUUGGGCUACGAUAGAAGAGGUUCAUCUGGUCGCAAUGACCUAUAUCACUUACAUCGGAUGCGGAGUGUCACUGCUCGGCCUUGUAUUAACUCUGCUGACUUACUGCCUAUUUAAAUGUCUCUGGUGUGACAAGAGUGGCAAGAUUCUGAUUAACCUCUGCGUGGCCAUGUUGCUGCUCAACAUCUGCUUCCUGUUGGCCGCUCACAAGGCCACCCUCGUCUACAACCCUAUCUGCAUCAUAUUCUCUGUUCUACUCCAUUACUUCCUCUUGACGACUAUGAUGUGGAUGUGCGUUGAAGCAGUCAACAUGUACCAAAUGUUGGUCACUGUUUUCAAGUCAUACGAAGCGAAUUUUAUCGUGAAACGGUGCUUAGCUGCUUGGGGCUUACCCGUGGUCGUAGUAGGCAUAGCAGUAGCAGUAGACUAUAGCAACUAUAUGACGGAGGCGAUGUGUAUGAUCUCCGACCGUAACCCGUAUCUUUAUUACAUCACCUUCCUCUCUCCGUGCUGCCUCAUCCUCAUCAUCAACUCCAUCGUCUUCAUCAUGGUAGCUCGUGUCAUCAUGAAACCAAAGAUGCACGGCCGGGUCGGAAUGGAUGCCAAACAAGUCACAAAGCUACAAUUACGGGGCGCCGUCACUGUCAUGAUAUUGCUGGGGAUCACGUGGGUGUUUGGCAUGUUCGCAUUCGGCAAGGCUAAAACUGUGUUUCAGUACGUUUUCUGUAUUACGAACUCAUUGCAAGGAUUCUUUAUAUUUCUUGUACGUUGUCUGAUGCAUCCAGAAGCCAAGGCAGCAUGGCUGCAACUACUCAAGGAAGGAACAAUAAAACAGACCAAGGGCGUGACACGGUCGGUGACGGAUUCCUCCGCGUCACGUCACGAUCUACAAACAGAUGGUAAAUCAUCGUCGGGAUCUUGUAAAAAGAUGUCAACAAGCAGUAGUGCAUUGUCGAACACGAGUAUAUGGAAUGUCUGGAGGGGUUCGAAAACUGAAAAGAAUAAACAUAGAAAUCACAACUCUGUAAAUGGAAAAAAGCCUACUAAUGUGGUAGUGACUACGAACCCUCUGUGUGAUGAAACUAAAUACAUGGGCCGAGAAGAUGGCCUGAAUAGCAAGGAUGAGAUAUAUCUGAACAAUCACCAGCAUGUGGUGGGGAAAUCGGAGGGCACCUGCCGAGAUAGGGUCACUUAUCUAUAGCGCCUGUAAAUGAGGUCGUCUGGUAAAAAGAUAGUUAGAACAAACGAAAAUGGAAUCCAGUUAACUUAAACACAUUUUCUGGUCUUCGACAUUUCUGGGGAUCUUUACUCCAGGCGACUUGACUCGUGACAUCGCGACAUGAAUGUCUAUUCAGCUGAUAAAAUACAUACUUCCAAUUUUCUACCAGUGGGGUUAGAACAAGAUAUGGAACCACUAACUGUAUUACAUAUGAAGUGCCAUCGUUAAAAAAUCUAUCAAAACAUAUUGUGAUUUUUGUACAUAGUUCUCUAAAUGUGACGCUGUACAUAACCGUGACUUUUGGCUACAUAUCGUGUCUAAUGUGUGUAUGCAUGGUGUAGAUUAAUUAUUUUUAUAGUAUCGUAAGUUAGGAGCAGAUAAUGCAACUUACUGCUGAAAGUCUUCUUCUUCUAGAAGUCAUAGUUUAAAACACUUAUUGUAUUCUACCUAGUCUAAAGUUCAACAAUCAUAUCGACUGUGACUGGUAUCUAUUCGUACAAUAUUCUUCAUAUAUCAUUGUUAGUAUUCUGUGAGUGCGGAAGACAAACGUAACUAGCAUGAUCAACAUAAUAGCCGGACGAAAUAGUUCCCACCUCGUAAUUCGUCUAUCCCUCCGCAUUCAUGAUAAUGGUACUUCUUCCAUUCUUUCAUUCUGUAUUAGAAGGAUUAUAGUGCCAGUGAUAGUAAAUGGUCACGUUGUUCUUUCUCACUUGUACUAAACGGAAGUUGUUGCAAAAGCGUGUAGUCAGACGAAUAACGUAGUCAUGUGAAUAAAGACAAAGUUCCAUUUUGUUAUCGAACGGCGCUCUUUGGGGCGCGGAUUUUGAAAUAAUAACCUAUCUUAUGGUCAUGCUCAUCCAUAACUAAUUUCGCUAGUCACAUUUGCAGCUAAUCUGGCAAAUGGAUGGGGUGACGGGUGAUUACAUACGCGGUCAUCCCUUCUGUCUGCUUGAACACCGGCAAAGGUACACAGGCAAAAGUGACUGUCCACGGAUAGUUGACGGCCCAUGGACGUUCCGUCAAAGAAGGCCCAUGGAUGGAACGUUCAUGAUUCUCCAUCAGCUAUCCAUGGAUGGCUCUCAUGGAUGGAACGUCCAUGGGCCAUCAGUGGAUAGUUGAUGGAGAUUCUCCAUCGACUAUCCAUGGAUGGAACGUUCAUGAUUAAUCAACAUUAAUCAGCAUCAACUAUCCGUGGAUGGAAACUUUUGCCUGUGUAAUACUAGUAUCAUUAUUAACAAUAUGGUUAUGCAUGUUCAAAAUCGCGUACGAAUAAAAUAGCUGGCGGGACAAACGGGUCACACACUUAAACCACCAUAUCCUGAAUUUCUUCCUGGCCAUAACAUAGUUUCAAGACAUUCGUAUCAGCUUACAUCAAAAUUGCUUUCAUUUAAUUGCGAGAUGCUAUGAUGUUAAAUACCUCAGGAGUGAGUUUUGUCUCCUUUCGCCAGAUCAGUCUCUUGCUAAGUAACAUUCGUGGGGGUUAUCGUUGUGAACCUUUCUAACCUCGGAUGAUAAACGAUGAAUAUAUUGACACCUGGGUAUCAUUUAUGUAUCUUUUAUGAUUACACCAUUUUUAUAGUUAUUCAAGUUUGAUUGAGCCCGCAUUGCAGUUGCACCAUUAUUUCAUAUAGGAGAUAGAUCGAGAUUCUUGGUAGGCUAAUGAUUGUGACAUUAACAGAAGAAUUAAGGCGUUGUGAGGUCGAAGCUAAUUCCGCUUGCUGCGCUCAUUUGGGUGCCCUAUAAUCGUCAACAUGCGGUCUUGUCUUUGUAUAUCACCUGUGUAUAAUGUACAUACAACUUAAAUUUCAAUAUUUUCUGUGUUAAUACCAUUUUAAUACAGAGGUGAUGAAGCGAGAUGCAAAGUAUACAACCUGUUAAUCGUGAUGCUGUGUUGAAUGGUUUAUUUGGUAUGAAAAUGAAAAAGCUUUUGAUGUAUUUGCUUCUGUGCAGCGAAAUAUGUACAAGGAUAUUUUACACAACGCAUGCUACAUAAGUAUGCUGCCACUGAGUCACUAAAGGUUUCAACAUGCUUUUAACCAUCUGCGAAAACGGUAGCAGAAUACUAUUUUUAGGUCACUUAAAGAGGGAGGCAGGAGCAGAGGGGCUAAUUUAGCCAUCUUCAGGUGACUGAUAUACACAGUAAGGGCCCUGGGUCAUGUCAGAUUCAGCACUAAAUAUAUUCCACGUACAAGCAUGAAUCAUUUCGACGUACUGUGAGGUGUGAGAGACCCCAAUUGGCGACUUCGUGUAACUUUAUAUCUUGCCUGCCUAGCUGCUGCCUAUAUUGUCCCUUUGAGUUUUGACGUGUUUAUACUCACGUUUAGCGAAAAUGGUACGCUGAACACCCACGUUUGGGCACACUUUGUUCGUAGCAGAAUGCGAUCAUGACACUAUUCUUCUUACCUGGAGAAAGCAAUAAGCCAGUCGUUCACAUACUUUUACCUGCCACCUUUUUUCGUCGUCUUUCCAAAUAAAUCGGAACCUGUCUUAAAUGUCGAGCCUGAACAUAAACAUUCUUAAGAAAUUCACCAGGCAAUGACCUCUUCCACUCCAUUUUACCGUGUUUCUCGUGAUAGGUAAUCGGCCUAUUAAUGAAUUCCGCUUCAGGAUAGAUUUUGUAAUGCGCUUGUUAGUGAACUAUCGUGUUAGUUUGCGCGCCAGCGACCGGGCGGUGCUCUAUCAUUGCGAAAUUUGCCACUCGUCUGGUAAAUACCUGUCGCUCCAUUCUUUCCUGUGAUUUCAAUCGCUCAAACUCGCUAGUAAAUGCUCUAAUAUGCUGAUAAUUGCCAGAGACAAUAUUUGGGUUAUUUCGGCUCAGCAUCUUUUUUACCAGAUAAUAGAAUAGGCAUAUGCUCUAAAAGAACAAAUGUACAUCACAUUCAGAUUGUCAUGACCUUUAUAUCAUGAGUACAUCUAAGGACCACACAUAAUGUGUCGUACAGGUAAUUGAUUUGACCAAUCUGGGCUGUUUGACUUUUGUAAUUAUACUUGGUACAUUUCUUAUCCAAAGUUAAAACGGUGAGCAUUUCUCCUCUUGAAACCCGCUCGUGGAGCGAAUCCCCUCGGCUUCCUAUUGUAUUGUUAAGUUGACUAAAGGGGGCGCAAUAUGCCACCACAUGAGCGUCCACCUUGAUCUCCAUGCAUGGAUUCGAACCAUCCUUCGCGAUUCGGGCCUAACAUCCUUGACAGGAUGUUGUUACAUGUCCGUAAUAAUAUAGCUUCCGGUUUUCCUUACGGUUAUUUUGCUAUUGUCGACCAAACUUGCAUCGCCGACGCUCACUAGAUUUACAUAGGUAACUCAUGCCAAUAGACCUCCGUCUCUAUCUUGAUUUUAUACUAUUCUCUAUCCUGCCUACAUGUAAUGUUGAAUGUAUAUAUUUGGUUUCAUCUGCCACCACAGCUAAAUCGUCAACUGUUGACCCAUCUGUUCCGAUCAAUGGUCGAAUGUUGGAAAUUUCCGUCAUGAAGGUAUUGUAAUUAUUGAAACAAGUAAAAUUAAACGGCGUACACAUGUCACGGCGAUAUCCGUUAUUGGAAUAAAGAUAUUUUUCAGAGCAGAACUCUCACAAUGUAGGCUAUGCAUGCAGUUUCUCUCGUAAAUCGCUUCCAACCAGCUCGUCAUGAACCAUUACUUUCUGCCAAAAUCUUUACUAGGACACCAAACGUCUUUGCCAGCUUGCUCUUAAAGUACAAUGUAUGUGUCGGUUGAGAUGAAGACGAUUAUAAUGACUAAAGUUCAAGAUGUGGGGGUUUAUGGUCUGUUCACGAUUGUCCCGCCGGAACGCGAGGCUUUUUUUACAGGUAGGUUCGUACCAUCGUGUACAUUGACAGCCAAUCAGAGCUCAGUAACUUCGCCUGACGUCAUCAAGUAAGAAACGCACGUGUUGUUAGUCAGUAAACAAGAUCAGCGAUGCACAUUGACAAAUGGUGCGAGUUCGAAUCUCGGAAGGACCCAAAAAAUUAUGCACUUUUUGUUUUUGUUCCUUUUUUUCAUUUACUUAAUUAUUUUAAUAAUAAAUUUCGCUGUCAAUGUACACAAUGGUACGAACCUACCUGCAAAAAAACCCUCCCUGCCGGAACUAGUAGAAAGACUGUGUCACUGAUCACUGCAUGGUAGAUGUACAUUGAGAUGAAUGUGCAGCAAAACUGUGUCAUGUCAUGUACAUAGUUGGAAGUACAGAGGACAAUGUAUGGCAGACUGUCUGAUAUUCUGUGCGUCCUUUAUUUUUAUGACAUCAGAAGUACCAUAAGUACCAUAUAUAUUGCAAAUACAUUGUAACUGAAGAGACGCUCAAUUCUAGGCAGGAAAUUCGUGUACCUAUUUAAAACCGACUAAACUGAUAUACUCGAGCCUCUUCUGCUUGCCAAACAAAAAAUCAGGGUAGCUUCACAAAAUGUCUGAUCCAUAUUUUCUUGUCGGAAAGUAGGGUAAUCAGCACUAACCGAUGUUUUCAACAUUUUGAAUGUAAUAGCUAUCCAUCAAAAGCUAGCAACAACCCCUGGGUUAUCUAUCAAACUGAGUGGUUUAAUAUGGAUCAAGUCUUUCCAAUAGUACUACUGUUUUUAUGAUUUCCAUUGGAGGUUUCGCCUUUACGAUAACGAGUGGACCAAGAAAUCGCCAGAAUUUUUUUCAGUGCUGACAUAUACAAAAUGUGUUGAUAGGUGCAUCGGAAAAUCACUGUUCGUUUUGCAUUAUCUCUGAAUCCUAGAUUUAAUAGGUUCUAAUUUUGUGAUCUUUAUUAUAAUGAUUGCUUGUUUUCGCUAACUUAUUGAUAUGGUCCUCGUGGUCGUGUUUAGUUUGCACAGAGAGGGAAUCUCUCAGCAACCCUAAAGCUGAAUUCAUACUCCGACGCAGGGGGCAGAAGAUUGUUGGGCGUUAUGUAACAGGGUUAGGAAAGUAUUUGUUUCCCGUGUUACAGUUUUACUUGUCCUAGAGGAUAAAAUGUCCAUGGGAAAAAGGAUGAUUUUAUGUGCUUUUAAUCUCUAAGGUAUUGAAUGUCAAGGGUUCUCGAUAAAACAUUACCAGAAUCCGUCACCUCAAAUAGGUAAGGACACUUUUGGGGGGGGGGGGGGUGUUACGCCAGAAUAUAUACUCGCUGUGAAGAAAAUGACAGUCCUGGGAUAUAUUUCAGUACCAAAAGGCUUCUACUGCAAAGGUUUUGGUCCGAGUUCCAAAUCAUUGCACAUAAAAAUAUAUUGUCCUGGGACUUCCAUUCCUGAGAAUAUCACUUCAUUCACACCGGUAUUGUUUUUUCUCUUCCGUUAGUAAGCAUCUCUCAAAUAACUAGCUUCACUAAAAUACCUUUGCUCGUGAUGAUCAGAGAGAGAAAAUGUCGCUCUUUUUGUAACUAAACGUGUAUAGUAUGUACGAUGUUGAGAUAACUCCAUGCGAAUUCUCGUCUGGUUUGUAGAUAGUACUGAGUCGUAGUACACGCAGACGCCAAGUAGAAUUAUUAAAAUAAAUCAAGUAUUCUAUGAA
This is a messenger RNA of Lineus longissimus, 9831 nucleotides long. RefSeq lists its product as uncharacterized. The coding region runs from base 420 to 4334 and encodes 1304 amino acids. Gene Ontology annotation, cellular component: membrane. Lineage: Eukaryota; Metazoa; Nemertea; Pilidiophora; Heteronemertea; Lineidae. The record is from RefSeq and is a predicted model, not a curated record. Gene Ontology annotation, molecular function: G protein-coupled receptor activity; protein binding; calcium ion binding. The transcript is spliced from 19 exons. Gene Ontology annotation, biological process: cell surface receptor signaling pathway; G protein-coupled receptor signaling pathway; homophilic cell-cell adhesion.